Molecule: messenger RNA, 1359 nt
Organism: Aspergillus mulundensis
Lineage: Eukaryota; Fungi; Ascomycota; Eurotiomycetes; Eurotiales; Aspergillaceae
Product: mandelate racemase/muconate lactonizing enzyme family protein
Exons: 4
Coding region: 1-1359 (452 amino acids)
Biological process (GO): carbohydrate catabolic process; amino acid catabolic process
Molecular function (GO): L-fuconate dehydratase activity; magnesium ion binding
Source: RefSeq, a predicted model, not a curated record
AUGGUGAAGAUCACAGGCUUCAUCACGCGAGACGUGAGGUUUCCGACCUCCCUCGACAAAACCGGCUCCGAUGCUAUGAACGCUGCCGGCGACUACUCCUCAGCCUACUGCAUCCUCUACACAGACUCUCCCUACUCCGGACAUGGCAUGACAUUUACCAUCGGCCGCGGCAACGAAAUCGUCUGCUCCGCCAUCUCCCUCCUCGCGCCACUAAUAGUCGGCAAAGACCUCGACGAGCUGACCUCAAACUGGGGCGCUACAUGGCGCUACCUCGUCUCCGACAGCCAGCUGCGCUGGAUCGGCCCCGAGAAGGGCGUUAUCCAUCUCGCGCUGGGCGCCGUCGUAAACGCCCUGUGGGAUCUAUGGGCCAAGGUCCUUAACAAGCCCGUCUGGAGGAUCGUCGCGGACAUGACCCCCGAAGAAUAUGUGAGCUGCAUUGACUUCCGGUACAUCACCGAUGCGAUUACGCCGGAGGAGGCGAUUGCGCUGCUGAAGGAGGUGGAGGGCGGCAAGGCGGAGAGAAUCAAGGAGGCUGAGCAGAGUAAGGCCGUGCCUGCUUAUACUACCAGUGCCGGCUGGCUUGGGUAUGGAGAGGAGAAACUCAAGGCAUUGCUCAAGCAGAGUGUUGAGCAGGGGUAUAAGCACUUUAAGUUGAAGGUUGGCGCGAACUUGGAGGAUGACAGACGGCGAUUGUCAAUCGCGCGCGAGGCGAUUGGGUAUGAUAAGGGGAAUAUCCUGAUGGUUGAUGCUAACCAGGUUUGGUCCGUCCCCGAAGCAAUCGAAUGGAUGAACAACCUCGCCGAGUUCAAGCCCUGGUUCAUCGAAGAGCCCACCUCCCCCGACGACAUCCUCGGCCACGCCGCAAUCAAGAAGGCUUUAGAGAACACACCCCACGGCCCCAUCGGUGUCGCCACCGGCGAGAUGUGCCAGAACCGCGUCAUCUUCAAGCAGCUUCUGCAGGCCGGCGCUCUGACAGUCCUGCAAGCGGAUGCUUGCCGAGUUGGCGGUGUAAAUGAGGUCCUCGCUAUCCUGCUGCUUGCGAGGAAGUUCGGCGUGCCGAUUGUGCCGCACUCCGGUGGUGUCGGACUGCCCGAGUACACUCAGCACCUGAGCACGAUUGAUUAUGUUGUUGUUAGUGGAAAGAGGAGUGUGCUGGAGUAUGUGGACCAUCUGCAUGAGCACUUCUUGCACCCGUCUAGCGUGAAGGAUGGGUACUAUGUUACGCCACUGGAGCCUGGAUACAGUGUUGAGAUGAAGCCGGAGAGUAUGGAUCAGUUUUCGUUCCCCGGUGAGGAGGGGAAGAGUUGGUGGAAGUCGGAAGAGGCGAAGGUCAUUUUGGAGGGACCUAGGAUAGUAUAG